ACAAAAUUUCAAAAGUAGGGGUUGGUCACGGGGAAGUCAAUGGGAUGGUUUUAUUUCUGUGUAAUAUCAAUGACAUGGAAAACGCAGUAAGGGGACUCUCGGAGUGUGAAAUGCAGUUUCUACCUGUGCACGUCUCACUCCCUGAUAAAAUACAAGCCCCUGGUAUGGAGAGUCCAGAACUGAUUGUCAAUGAUGGUUGUGGAGCAUCUGCCGAUAUUCAAUAUCGGGUGAGGAAUAGUGAGCAAAUGUGUGACCCUGCUGAUCCUGAUCAACUCCGAAGAAAGCUGAAGUUUUUCUUCAUGAAUCCAUGCGAAAAAUUUCAAGCUCGUGGUCGUAAGCCAUGGAAACUGGGAGUGCAGCUCCUAAAAAUAGCAAUGGUUACUCUCCAGUUGGUUCUGUUUGGACUGAGCAAUCAAAUGGUUGUGCUCUUCAAGGAGGAGAACACCAUCGCUUUUAAAUAUCUCUUUAUUAAAAACUACGCAGAUGCAACUGAUAAUGACAAUGACUUUGCAAUCUACACACAGAGUGAAGUCUAUGAGUAUCUCUCGUUUAUAUUCAGUCAGUAUGUGCAACUACAUAAGAUCUCAGUUGGCAAUCAUGCCUAUGAGAGGAGAGGGACAGAUUUAACACCACUGACCGUCUGUCAGUAUUUUUAUAAGUGGGGCAGUGUCAGUUCUGGCAAUGAGUCCUUCAACAUUGACCCAAAGAUUGAGACAGAAUGCUUUGACAUGGAGCCAGUGUUACCUAUGUCCAGUGGACACACAACAGACAAUAAGCUGAACAUGACGUUGCAUUUUCACAGGCUGGUGAUGGUUCAGGUUCAUUUCACACUGAAGGCGAUUAAUCUACAAACAAUCCGUCAUCACGAGUUGCCAGACUGUUAUGAUUUUUCAGUUACAAUUACUUUUGACAAUAAAGCACACAGUGGAAGAAUCCAAAUUAACUUGGACAAUGAUGUUUCCAUUCGGGAGUGUAAACGCUGGCAUGUAACUGGGGGCAUACAAAGGAACACUCACUACAUGAUGGUCUUUGAUGCCCUUAUUGUUGUGAUUUGUUUGAGCUCGUUAAUUCUCUGCACUCGAUCUGUUAUCAAUGGGAUAAAGCUGCAGAAUGAGUUUGUUGACUUCUUCUUGCUCCACUACAAUAAAAACGUGGCGUGGUCUGAUCGCAUGGAGUUUGUUAAUGGCUGGUACAUCCUGAUCAUCAUUAGUGAUUUGCUGACCAUCAUUGGAUCUGUCCUAAAAAUGGAAAUUGAGGCGAAGAGCUUUGCAUCCUAUGACGUUUGCAGCAUCUUGUUGGGAACAGCCACAUUGCUGGUUUGGGUUGGAGUCAUCCGAUAUUUGGGCUUUUUUGAAAAGUACAAUGUCCUUAUUAUAACGCUGCGAGCAGCCUUCCCCAAUGUUAUUCGGUUUUGUUGCUGUGCCUCUAUGAUUUAUCUGGGUUACUGCUUCUGUGGCUGGAUUGUACUUGGACCCUACCAUCAAAAGUUUCGAUCCCUGAAUGUGGUUUCCGAGUGCCUCUUCUCAUUGAUCAAUGGGGAUGACAUGUUUGCCACUUUCGCAGCAAUGCAGGACAAGAGCUACGUUGUCUGGGUGUUCAGUCGCAUCUAUCUGUCCACCUUCAUCACCCUCUUCAUCUACAUGGUUCUAAGUCUCUUCAUAGCCCUGAUUACUGACACUUACGAAACUAUCAAGCUUUACCAGCGGAACGGCUUUCCUCAGACUGACCUGCGUGUAUUUAUAGCAGAGUGUAAAGACCUGCCAGAUUCUGGCAGGUAUCGAGUGGAAACAGAGAUGCCCCUCUCUCUCACUUGCUGCUGUCGCAGGUCUGACACUGCAACAUAGAUGCGCAAAGGAGGCCUUUUAGCCUUUUCAAAUCUGGCCUGACAAGUGGAGACUGUUAACGAGUUUGGGAUGCUGGUGAGAAAGGGAAAACCUGGUGCUCAUUUGUUUCAGUUCAUGUUGAGCUGACCUGCUCUCAAACAGCAAGGGGACACAACUGGAGUUGCGACUGGAUUUUCAGCUUUGAAUAAAUGAUCAUCUUCCCAAGACAAAUAUCAACUGCUGCACUUUGAAAUGAUGUUUAACACGAGGGUUCUGUGACUGCAGAUGGGGUUGUCUAACAGUACAGGUUUAGCCCUACACAAGUUGUGAUUGUCUUAUUGUCUUAAUACUCUUCUCCUGCCUGUUUGAUCUGUGAGUCUACUAUAAUGUUAAGACCUUGUCAUUGUUAAUGUCUCUAAUUUUAGGGUGAACUGUUAGCUAGCGUCCUUUAUUUAAAAAAAAAAAGAAUUUUGUUCAGUGCAAUUAUCCUGGAGCUCUGAGGAUGGUAACUCUGUCCGAUUCUCUAAGUAUUGCUGCAAGGGACUCAGUGAUUGUUAGCUAUUGGCUUGGGGAUGGGGGAACUGUCUUUUAGUUCAACAGCUUGCCACCUAAACCCAAAUCUCAAAUGGAUUCAAUCAUCUGUGUUGGCAGUGAAGAGGAAAAAUCCAGCAAAUAUUAGAAUGAAAAUCAAAGUACUGGAGAAAAUCUGGAUUCAUCCAAGUGCGAGUGAAGUAGAAUCGCUUUGAUGCUAGUUGCAGACUCGUUGUUAUACACAUUGUGUCUUUAUUUCUGUUUUCUGCUGUCUUCAUUGUUUUUUUUAUUCAUGCACAGAAUUCCUGGGUUUUCUAGUGGGUUGUUGUGUGGUCCCCAAAUGAUGGGGGUGAUGGAGAGAUUUUGGAAAGUUUGAAUAAAUAUUGACACCAGGUCAUGUUACAAACCAAAAUGUGACUGUUAAUAAUGAGCUAAUUUGGAGCCAACAUUCAAUCAUUUUAUAUAUUAAUCAGUUGGAUUCUGUGAAUUGUAAUAUGUUUGGGAAAUCUUAAUCAGAAUGAGGAAUAUUGCAAAUAAAUAGGAUUUUGUCUAUGG
Messenger RNA from Chiloscyllium plagiosum (whitespotted bambooshark), 2909 nucleotides. Lineage: Eukaryota; Metazoa; Chordata; Chondrichthyes; Orectolobiformes; Hemiscylliidae. The record is from RefSeq and is a predicted model, not a curated record.